This is a messenger RNA of Misgurnus anguillicaudatus (oriental weatherfish), 2044 nucleotides long. NCBI's taxonomy places the organism in Eukaryota, Metazoa, Chordata, Actinopteri, Cypriniformes, Cobitidae. The record is from RefSeq and is a predicted model, not a curated record.
UUGCCAGUGUAAAGAUGUUGUGGUCUUAAUGAAGUUUUUUUCUAGGCUUUCUAACAUCAACAUACAGCAUAUCAGUUAAGUGUGAACAAGAAAACAUUUGUGCAGUGAGAGAGACCAAUGUGACACUGAAGUGUUUUUACUCAAACAUCAACAUCAAAACUGUGUUCUGGUUCAGUCAGAAACAGAGAACAAACUGGAGAAACAAAGAUGAACCUGAAGAUUUGACUUUAGAUUCAGAUUACUCAGGACGAGUGAAACAGCAGAUCAGAUACCACUACUCAUAUCUCACAAUAUCAGAUCUGCGAGAGAGAGACAGUGGAGAAUAUCAGCUCAUGAUCAUUAUGAAGGAUGGAGUUAAACAUCUCAGCUCAGUCACAGUCAAUCUAACAGUAACAGUCCUGCAGGUGAGGAAACACCAGAACAACCUUACCUGUGAUACCUCCUGCACUUUAACCUCAAAACCUCAGCACAUCUACUGGAAAAAAGAUGGACGAUAUAUAGUAGGAAGUGAAUCUAAACCGUUUUCUUUGUCAUCUGCUGCCUACUCCUGUUUUAUUAGUCCAUACUUUAAAAUCUCCUCUGACCCUUUGUGUCUUUCUAACAGUGUCUGUUGGGGUGUGACUUACACCUCUACAAGAGUUUGUGCUUUAGUGGGAUCAACAGUAGAUAUUCACUCUUCAUACUCACAUCCCACUGGAGAUACAGUAGAGAAAACAUACUGGCAUUUACCAAUCAAUAAUCAUUUAAAAUAUCAAGAUCUGCAUGAUGUUCAUCAGUUUGCUGGUCGUGUGGAGUAUAUGAACAAUACACUGAGAAUAAAAGAUGUCAACAUGAGUGACUCUGGUGAAUAUCAAUUCAGGAUCAUCACUAACACAAACUCUUACUCUGGUUUACCUGGAGUCAUUCUCACUGUUACAGAUACACAGGUGAUAAGCAGUCCAGUCACUGUGUCAGAGAGAGGGAAAGUGAUAUUGAGUUGUUCAACCAAAUGCACUCUGGAUAACAACAUGAAAUACUCGUGGUACAAGAACGGGCGUCUGGUAACAGAUGGAGUCAAACUAUAUAACAAACUGUACCUGGACUCAGUUAACAGUGAGGAGAUACAAGAGUAUUCAUGUGCUGUAGGAGAUGAAUCAGUGGAAAUCUCAGCGUCUGAACAUUUUUACAUUUUUCUGAUUGUGUUUGUGGUUCAAAUAUUCAUUAUAGCAGCUAUUUGGGUGUGGUUUUGCCUGAAAAAAUCUCGUCUGAAAAAACAAAUGAAGGACAAAAAUGAAGAGGUGAGAAUUUUUACUGAUAUCUUUAAUGUAAUUACAAAGCUAAAAUGACUUUAUAAUCAAAUGUUCUACUUUAAUCUACUUUUUAUUUCUCAUAAUAUUUAUCUGUCUCUUAUAGACCCCAACAUCCAUUAUGUUUUUAUGCACAUCGCUGUCCCUCCAACAGAACCGGUGAUGUGUACUGAAUAAUAAAGUGAUUUAAUAAUAAAUGCUCAGUUUUUGUAAUCUGCAUACAAUAAUUGUAACAGUUAUCCUAAGUUGUAUAUAGCCGUUUCUCAAUACCAAGUACGCCAAACUCGGACUUGUGUCCUUCGUAGUUCAAACUUGCAAGUUCAGACUCGGAAGAACGAACUCCUGACGCGAAAUGCAUUCUGGGAAACUUCGCUGUCAUAAGUCCACACAAGUCUCUGAUGCAUCAUCGAUAAAAUGGUCGGAUCAAGAACACAUCUGGGGAUUUUAUGUGAACUUGGGCUUGAUGCGAACUUUGAUUUGGAACAGUACUUGGUCCGCGACUGAUGACGUUUCACAAGCCAACAAGAACACAAGUACAGACAAGAACGCAUAUUGAGAAACGGCCUAUGUUUGCCCUCCAUGUUUCAUUGUCUUCACCUGUUGUCUGUAAUCAUCAUCGUGAUUAGUGUAUCCACCUGUGUUCUCCCGUGAUCACCUGUACAUUUAAACUCCUGCUUUAGUUCAGUAUUUGUCGGUUCUCGAUGUUUCUUCUAUGUUAUCCUGUGUUACCUGUGUUCGUCAACCUUUGUAAAUAAAGU